Neolamprologus brichardi is the source of this 660-nucleotide messenger RNA. Lineage: Eukaryota; Metazoa; Chordata; Actinopteri; Cichliformes; Cichlidae. The record is from RefSeq and is a predicted model, not a curated record.
GCUACCGGUGGACGUGAGUGUGCUCCCGGGCUGCGGAGCGUCUCUCCGGUCAGCUGUGAAUGGGAUUACGGCGGCUCCUCCGGGACUGCAGGAGGAACCAUGCGGCCGCAGAGCUGCCCGCUGCCCGCUGCCCUGCUCCCGCUGCUGCUCGGGCUCUGCAGCGGCACAAGUUUCCCAACUAACAUCAACAUAGGAGGCCUUUUCCCCGGUGACUCCCACGAGUACGAGGUGUUUCGUUUCGCCCUGGCACAAAACCAGGACAUCCCCAAGCUGGUGCCACAGGUGGACAUGGUGGACACGAGCAGCAGUUUCGCCAUGACCUACGCCUUCUGCUCACAGUUCUCCAAGGGAGUGUACGCCAUCAUGGGUCUGUACGACCGGCGGACGGUCAACAUGCUGAUGUCCUUCUGCGGGUCUCUGCACGUCUGCUUCGUCACGCCGUCCUUCCCCGUGCAGACCAACAACCAGUUCGUCCUGCAGCUGCGGCCCCAGCUGCAGGAGCCCCUCAUGGCCCUGCUCGAGCACUUCUACUGGACCAGGUUCGUCUACAUGUACAGCUCUGAAUCAGGUGAGGACGCCAGCAUGCAGCACAAAUGGUUUCUCUAUAUCAAGCUUCGUGUUGGAGUGCCUGCUCAGCGAGCAGUGCAACAUUACUCCUGA